Messenger RNA from Benincasa hispida (wax gourd), 381 nucleotides. RefSeq lists its product as uncharacterized. NCBI's taxonomy places the organism in Eukaryota, Viridiplantae, Streptophyta, Magnoliopsida, Cucurbitales, Cucurbitaceae. The record is from RefSeq and is a predicted model, not a curated record.
AUGUAUUGGAAACAGUGGGCUCUGAUGCAAAUAAGUAGUGCUUUUCUCAAGAGAGACAUUCCUAAUAAGAUUAGGGAUCCUGAAAGCUUUACAAUCCCUUGUUCUAUUGAAAUGAUUGAUUUGGGUCACAUUGUAACCGAUUUAAGAGCCAAUAUUAACUUAAUGCCACUUUCUAUCAUUAAGAAAUUAGGGAUUGGGGUGGCGAGACCGACAACAGCAUCACUCCAAUUGGCGAAAAAAUCCAUUACUUAUCUUGAAGGGAAGACAGAGGAUAUUCUAGUACAAGUGGACAAGUUUAUAUUCCUAGCUGAUUUCACAAUUCUGGAUUACGAGGAGGCCAAGGAAAUGCCCAUUAUCUUGGGUAGGCCAUUUUAUGCAUAA